AUGUAUCGUCAUGGGAUAAUGUACAAUAAUGUUUGUACACAUCAAUCGCCUGCAUCAUGUCAUCAUCAUGAAAUCAACGUAUGUUCACCAUACGAUGUUGCAGAACCCUUGCCAAUGCCUACUCUAAAUUGUUGUGGUUCAUCAUAUUGUCACGACUAUGCUUGUAGACGAGAUAUUUCAUGCCGUAAUUAUCCAUGUUACGAUUGCGUUUCACGAGUUGUUCCACCACCAAUAACUCUAACGAAUGUUCGCAAUGAUAUUCGCUAUGUUGUCGAUGAUCCCGAAAUGAUUUAUGACGAUGACUAUGGAAGUACUUAUAGAUUAUCUCGAUCAAAAGUUCAAUUAGUUGAUUUGGUACCAAAACAUAAUGUGCGAACGAUUUCUAAUCGUUUAGUUGUAUCGAACGAACCACGAGAACGAAUUAUUUUACCUCGUUCAACUGUUCUACGGCAAUCAUCAGUUCCGAUCUAUGAAAGACGUAAACCUGUACGAUUAGUUCCAUUAUAUCACUCAGCAGAACCUCAAUAUCUUGUGUCGAAUCGAAUACCAAUGACUAGAAAACUUGUACCACUUGCAACUGUAUGUCAUCCAAAAAAACGAACUAUAAAAGUGCGCUCGUUAUCUCCUUAA
Molecule: messenger RNA, 630 nt
Organism: Rotaria socialis
Lineage: Eukaryota; Metazoa; Rotifera; Eurotatoria; Philodinida; Philodinidae
Source: the annotation of a GenBank genome assembly